Molecule: messenger RNA, 8446 nt
Organism: Pelobates cultripes (western spadefoot toad)
Lineage: Eukaryota; Metazoa; Chordata; Amphibia; Anura; Pelobatidae
Source: the annotation of a GenBank genome assembly
AUGGAGACUUUCGACUCCCGUCUUGAGGUACUUUGCCAAGCAUUUUGGCACCGUAUGAACUAGCGAUCUAAACCAGCGAUCUCAACUAGGUGGCUUGUAGCUGGAGCACAAUGUUCUACUGUACAAUGAGCAGCAGAAACCAUGGUGGCAUCCUUGUGUGCCAUCUGGUGGAGCAGUGGACCCCAGCAUGAGACUGAACUUUCAGUCUCGACUUGGUAUACAGUCUGCCUGUGGGCAAUGGCCUGCAUGUGGGGUAGCCAAGUCCUACAACACCCUUUGCAAUGGCUCCAUCAGCAUUGCAGAGACUUCCACUAUUUUACCCCAUACUUACCCAUGGCACAUGCUAUCUCACUUACCACUUAUUCAUGUUUUAUCCUUCUUUAAUAUGGUGUCCUAUACCCCAGUUAUUUUUCAGCCUGUCUAGCUCAGCUAAAUGUCUAUAAUACCGGUACCAUAUCACUUAUGCAGCAUUGCUUGUUUUAUUAUUUGCUUGACCGGUGUAUCGUCACCAUAAGGCAUUCGGAACCUUGGACAAACCCCCACAUACCUAACCCCAAUAAAACACGGACACCAGGGUAUAUGGGUAAAAUUGGCCACAGCUUUAUUAGAUAUAUAAACAAUAAUAACUUAACAUAUAAACUUUUUGCCCCUCCCUUAUUUCCGUAUCCUUCCGUUAGGUAUAACAGGCAAUGACCCCCUUAAUAAAUAACAUAUAUCUAUAUAUAACAUUGAACCAACAUAACAUCACUUAAAGUGCCAACCAUUAUUAUAAUUUAACCAUGGUAGGGGUAUACCCGGAUACCCCUACCCCACCAGGUUCUGAGCCUCCUCCAGGACUCGAAACCUACCAACAUACCAAUAACUAUUAACAUAACCUUCCAACUCGGGAGUCUAUUUCCUCUCCUAGAGCUCCCUAUCCCGUUGCUGUGACAAAACGGGAAGCCUACUACCGCCAAAAACCCAGGAAGGGAGGGUGGAAAAAACUCAGCCAGGUAGGCAAGUUAAAAGUGAUUUUUCCUAAGAUGUCUGCAUACUUAUAUGACCCAGCUCCUUAACCCCUUAGGGACCAAACCUCUGGAAUAAAAGGGAAUCAUGACAUGUCACACAUGUCCUUAAGGGUUUAAAGGACCACUAUAGGCACCCAGACCACUUCAGCUUAAUGAAGUGGUCUGGGUGCCAGGUCCAGCUAGGUUUAACCCUUUUUACUGCUCUAUUACAUUGUCUGCCUACCUUUAAGUCAUCAGAAAUAAUCACCCCUAAAUCCCUUUCCUGGUGUAACAAUUGUCCUCACACAAAUAGCCAUAUUAAUCAAAGGAGUUCAGGUGUAUAGAAAAUCAAUUAAUUACAUCCGAACGGUUGUCAUUUUUUUUUUUUUGUCAAUUCACUGGCACAGAGAAUUUGAUUCUUGUUAUUAUCAAGUCAACAGAAAGUUUAAAAAUAAAAGAAAACCAACGGCAAGAGUUGCACAAAACCUUCUAAUUAUCAGAAGUCCCAUUGUCCUCUAUCUCGUUAUAUAAAGGGGUUAAGAAACUGUAGGGGUUACCUAAAAACAAAUCGCAUAGAAUUCAGACAUAUUGUUGGGUCUUCCGUUCCCACUAAUUAACCAAGUUAAUGUUAGUUUAUUAAAAUGUUAGCACGGUAACGGUUACACCCUGGGAAUCAAUGAAUUUAGCAAAAUGCUAAUUACUUUAUUUGUUUAAGGCAGCAAGUGCUGUAUGAAGAAUAACCAUCGCAAAACACCAGGAAUUCAGGAAAAAGGAUUAGGCAUAUACUUCUCAAGAUUAAUAUCACUGAACAAACGUGUUUUUGGGGGGGUUUAUACAUGCCUUUAGGCACAAAAGGAUCCACCUACUGUGUUAAUAUAGAGAUCACUUCCUAUUGAUAGGACAUGAGCUCAUUAAUCUGGUUGUACAAUCAGGUACAAUCAGGUAAGAGAUUGUUUAGCUGUAUAAACCUAUGUUUUGUACAAGAAUGUAGACUUGUGCACGUCAGGAAUAUUCAGCUCAACUGGAUGACUCCAUCAGAUAAAAAUUCACAGUAACAUUUAAGAAAGAUUUUGAAUUGUUUGAAAUGAAUGAGUAAUUCUGUAAUUAGUUAAGAGGGGUUCCUUGCUAGUCACAGUAAUGGCCCAGUGAUAUCAAAGAGGACAUUUAGACACUGAAGAAAAAUAUAACAAAAGUAGCAAUUUAAGACUCUAAAACGAUCUUGAGGCAUAUUUGCUAAGUACAAAAAGACUCUAUAAGACAUUGCACGCUUAACUGUAAAUAUUGUUUUAGAGAAAAUAAGAAUAUACUAAAUAUUUAGUUUCUGGAUUUCUUUUUUAGGAAUUUCUAGCUACGACAGAAAUCAUGGAGGUGGUGUCAAGAGAAAGUGCCUCAUAUGCAACUUACUUCGAUUCCAGAAAAUACCUGGAGGCCUUUUAUGGUGCACAUCUUCAAACCCAGGAAGUAGCUAAAGAAAUAAAAUUUGUCCUCUCUUUUCUAUCAAAAGCAUUCGCUUCAGGUAUUUUUUAUUUAUUUAUUUACAAAAUAUUUUACCAGGAAGGAUACAUUGAGAUUUCUCACUGUGAUUGGGGACUAGCAACAUACCUAGGUAUUUUAUUAUUAUUAUUAUUAUGAUAUUUAUAGAGCGCUGUCAAAUUCCACAGCGCUUUACAAUGGGUGGACGAACAGACAUGUAGUUGUAACCAAACAAGUAGGACACACAGGCACAGAGGGGUUGAGGGCCCUACUCAAUGAGCUUACAUGCUAGAGGGAGUGGGGUAAAAUGACACAAAAAGGUAAGGAUAGUAUUAGACUAGUGACAGUUGCAGAAGAGGAAUCAGUCAGGAGCUAUUAACAGUUUAAUUGAUAAGCUUUUAUGAGUGGGUUUUUAAGAUUUUUUGAAGGAGUGGAGACUGGGUGAGCAUCUAACGGAGGAGGGAAGCGAGUUCCACAGGAACGGUGCAGCCCUCGAGAAAUCUUGAAGGCGAGCAUCAGAGGUGGGAGUACGGACAGAAGAUAGACGUAAGUCUUCAGCAGAUCGUAAGGGCCUAGACGGGACAUACUUGUGUAUAAGGGAGGAUAGAUAGGUGGGAGCAGCAUUAUGUAGAGAUUUGAAAGCAAGAACCAGAAUUUUAAAUUGAGCUCUAUAUUUUAUAGGAAGCCAAUAUAGGGACUGACAGAAGGGUGAGGCAUGGGAGGUGCGGGCGGACAGGAAGAUGAGCCUCGCCGCCGCAUUCAUUAUGGACUGUAACGGCACAAGUUGGGAGCAUGUAAGACCACUGAGAAGCGGAUUACAGUAGUCAAAGAAUUAAAGAAUUGACUGUGGUCAGUGUACUAUUUGAUUUUGUAUUGAUGCAUAGUCGUGAUUUUUUUUUUAAUGUAAUUUAGUACAGUUCCAAAGAACAUUGUGACAAUUUUGUCAGUGUUUAGGAAAAACUUAUCUGCUACUUUUUAUCUACAAUCCACUUUUCUACCGCAGGUACGUUACUUGUAUUGAAUAAAUAACUUCAGCACAACACAGUCCACUCACAUCUUACUUCAUUCACACUUAACAAAACACUCGGACUCUUAUAUCUUGACCCUGCCUCAUUCCAAAACCAGUCAACAUGCACCUCCAGUAGAGGUUAAGUACUAUCAUACCCACAACAGGUGGUGCCCCGUCAAACUACUGGAUUCAUAUACCCAGCAUAACAACGCUUCACCAGAUCAACCACUUUUCAGUCUACAAGGUUCCGUACUCACUACCACCACCUUCAUGACCCACGUCAGGUCCUUACUUACCCAACUGGGCCUCAAAUCAGCUACCUAUUCGGGCCACUCCUUCCGCAUAGAAGCGGCCUCCACAGCAUCCAGUGCAAACAUCCCAGUUCAUGUUAUCAAGUCACUGGGGCGCUGUAAAUCAUCAGCUUACUCUAGAUACAUACCUAACCCGGUACAAGAAGUAAGAAAUGCUUUUCAAAACAUGUCUGGUUAAAUGUAUGUAUAUUGUUGGUAUGUAAUAAAUUUGAUUUUCUAUUUUUGCCCUCUUUAUUUACAGGCCUACCUCAUCGUCGGUUCCGGCACAACACAACCGACUUGCUCUUUAAUACCAUCCUACACUUAUCAGUGUUUUGUUUCUUCUGUACUAUCAUGAGCCCUUACCACAAAUAUUAAGGCCUUUUGGCCUGUAAUUGUGGGAGGGGCGUACGAUACACACGUUCCCUACUUAAGGGACACCCCUUACCUGGCUCCAUACCGUUCAAGGUCAGCGCUGCAUCACCCUCCCACCACUCCUCAUUAUUAACUCAUUUCUCUUUACAUUUCUUCUUGGUGGGCCCUCUUUAUUUACAGGCCUACCUCAUCGUCGGUUCCGGCACACCACAACCGACUUGCUCUUUUAAUACCAUCCUACAAUUAUCAGUGUUUUGUUUCUUUUGUACUAUCAUGAUCCCUUACCACAAAUUAAUAUUUAGGAUUACUAUUAUCUUCUAAAGAUACAUCACUACGGUUUAUUUUAACAUUGAAUGCUGGCAGCGCUAGAACCACAGUUUUCUUGAAGGGACACUAUCAGCACCCAAACCACUUCAUCUCAUUGAAGUGGUCUGGGUGCAAUGCCCCUGUCCCAUUAACCUUGCAUGGUUACUUUGCGCAGUUUCUGAGAAACUCCAAUACUUACAUUGCAGGGCUGAGACUGCCUCUUGUGACUAUCAAAAAAACUUUUGGUCACCUAACUAAUGCUGGAUCCAGCAUUCUGUAAAAUCCCAACAGGAAAGUAUUACAAUAAUGCUUUCCUACGGGGAGGGCCUAAAGCACUCGCAGAGCUCACCGCACAUGCACAUUAGCCCUACAUUUAGGUGACGUCAGAGGAGGUAGAACACUGACCCAGAACCGAGGGAGAUCGGCACUGGAUCGGUUAAGUACAGUAAGGGUUUUAAUACCCUUACUGUGUGGGGGUGGGAGGGAGCUUGGAAAGGGGGUGUGGGCCGAAUAAGCUAUAGUGCUUGGAAUACAACUUUGUAUUCCUUACACUAUAGAAUCCCUUUAAUGCAGAACUGUCAGUUACUUAGAAAUUAUACCACUGAUAAAAAAAACAUUGAAAAUCACAUAUUGUGUUAAACCUGCAGUUGUAGAUUGUUAAAAUAAUCUAAAUUUUGAUAAAGACAGGAGGAAAAUAUUUUGCUAUACUCUCUUGACCAUAUUUUCCAUUAGCAGUAAAAUAACAAGAAUAAUAAAAUGAUCCAAUCAUCAAACAGAAUAGAGGUAAUGAAGGGCAAGGCCUUUCUGACAACUUUCUUUGAUGAUGUAACUAUAAUAAGACAACACAAGUAACACUUCAAACUCAACAGGAACCUGAUAAUAAAUCCCUCUCACACUAGGAGAAACCAGAGAAAUACAUGAUAGUAAAAAAGGUAAAAACAUGACAAGCCAUAACACACACUAUAAACAAGAGCACAACUGUAUAAACACCAGCAGAAAAAAAACAGAUAAACAGGCGUAGAGUAUCUCUUUAAAAUAUUCCCAUGAAUUCACACAUGUUUCUUUGUCUUUCAAACAUACCCAGCUUUCAGACACUCCACACACUAAUUGUUCAUGUGCAGUAAUGCAUUUACACACAGUGACAUCCUUAAGAAUACACCCCUGCAUUCAUAUGUUCACUUCAAUAGCAUCUGAGGGAUUAUAAAUAGCAAGUCUGCCCUUAACCCACUACUAUUGCCCCUAACCACCCACUACUGCCCCAAACCCCACACUAAUGGCCCUAAUGGUCUAUUACUGCCACUAACCCUCACUAUUGCCCCUAACAUCCCACUACAGGUCCUAUCACGCUACUUUUGCCCAUAUCCACCCAUCACAGGUCCUAACCCCCAUUACUAACCGUAGCCUCCCACGACAGGUCCUGACCUCUUACUACUAUCCCCACCCCCCUACCACUAUCCUUGACCCCAUACUACUUCUCUUACCUCCUACUACUUCUCCUUAACUCUUACUACUGCCCUACCCCUUACUAGUGCCCCUGGCAUCCCACUGUAGGUCUUAACAUACCAAUUUAGUCCCUAACCCCUCACUUCAGCCCUUAACCCUCCACUACAGCUUCUAAACCCUUAUUGCCGCUUACUACACCCGCUAACUCCCCACUACAACCUCUAUCCCCCCACUGCCCCUAACAUGCACUUCUGCCACCUAACAUCCACUAUUGCCCCUUACCCUGACUGCUGCCUUUAAACCUUCACUACAGCACCUAAACUCCCCCACCACCAGCUAUAUUGGGCUGAGGGGGAGCUAACUUGAAUCUCUCUUCUCAUCUUGUACUAAAUGGAAAUUCCACUACUUCCUACAUAUCCCACACAUCACACAUUGCCACACAUAACACUCACAGCAGCCCAAACGUAUAACUUGCAGCUUCUCACACUGCGACACAUACCGCUCACAGCUACCCACACACAGACACUCACAGCUUUACACACAUUACACAGCCUUAUACAACACGCACAGAAAGAAACAAGAUACACUUCACACAUAGCUACAACAUUUUUAUCCACCCUACGCACCACACACCCACACCACACAUCCACUAAACAUUUUUAAAAAUAUUCACAUUACCUAACAAUAAAAAAAUAACAUAUGGGAAGAAUUUCCUGGUGCACACCCUAAUAAAAUGAGCUGUGCAUGCAGAUAUGCUGCACAUAUGGUGGCUUUACUGGAGUCUGGGCAAAUGAGCUGCCCAGGCAGACCCAGCAAGAGCGUUAAUACUGGCCAGAUGGUCAGACUGCUGUAGAAGCAGUCCCUCAGGGAUUGGGCAUAUGUCAUGACAUGGGCAGAUCAUAUGGGUAGGAUAUUGUGAUGUCACUACAUGGGGGGGUGGCAAAUAAUUUUUUGCCUAGGGCGGCAUAAAUCCUUGCACCUGCCCUGAUCGUGGUAUGAAGGACCUCAGCCCUGAAAAAGUUGAAAAUCCACAGCUUCAACAGGAUGGGAACUUCAAACUGUAUUCACAUGUUCUGAAAAUCCAUUCAUAUAAACUACUGCAUACACACAAGUGUAUUUUUUCAUCCUAAUAUUGCACACAAAUCCUAAUAUUGCAUUCACAAACCAGACAUUAUACACUAAUAUGCAUCUACAUUUAGACACCGAUUAUGAAGUGCAUUACUCAGAAAAACAUUCUUGCAUUAGCACAUUCAAGCGAUUUUUUUUUUUUAUUCAUGCAUACUAUCACUAGAUACUUGAAUGAGCCCCUGCACUUACUCUGAUAAUACAAGCACUCAAAUGUUCAUUCAUAAACAUGUCUUCACACUGUGCACACAACACAUACAGGCCUCCUCCUCCCCCCCCCUUAAAGUUAGGGACUUGGUAUAUUGCCACCCACCAUGCAGUAUGAGAUUUGCCUAUUUACGAAUAGAUGUUUAAUAGAUGUUUGUGUUUAAUUUUUCAAAUGUUCAGUAUAUUUAUCAUUAAAAGAUGAUCUUUUUUUCUUAACAGGUUGUAUACAAGGGGAUAAUUUGAUAGAAAUUGCUGCAGGACCUACAAUAUGGCAUAUCCUCUCAGCCUGUGAAAAUUUCAAAAACAUCUACCUGACGGAUUAUUCCCAAAAUAACUUAAAUGAAAUUGAACUGUGGCUGAAUGAGGACAAAAAUGCCUUUGAUUGGUCUUCAUACAUAAAACAAGCAUGUGAACUGGAAGGUGGGAGGUAUGUAUUCCGUAUAUCUAACACUGUUCAAAAUAUCAUGCUGGUCUCUAAAUAAUGCUACAAUACACAAUACAACAAUAAAUAUUAGUGUGAGCUUAGAAUUAUGCAGUCAAAUGUGUUAUGUUAAUAAUUCGACCACCAUCCCCUACAUUUUAAGUAAUUUGCGGCAAAUUAAUGUCCAAUAUUUAAAGCCAAUAUGUAUAUCCUCUUCAUUUUGCUAAUUUUAUCACUGCUGUAAUUUAUUGAGUUGAUGAAAGGGUGAUGCGGCGAAAUUCAGCAACAAGAGAGAAUUAUUUGUACAUUUCCAAUUUUUAAAACCAAUUCUGGAGGUAAUUUUACGAGUUAAUCAAGAGCAAGUCUGAACUUUCUAUCACUUGAUUUUAGGUCCACACCUGAGGAGAAAGCAGAGAAGAUUAGGGAAAAGGCCUCCUUUUUGAAAUGUGAUGUCACCCAAGCCAACCCUCUCCAUCCACUUUCAUUGCCUCAAGCGGACUGUGUGAUCAUUGCAUCAUGCCUCAUUUGUGUUGCUUCAACAUUGGAAGAGUUUACAGCGUAUCUGAAGAAUACUGUGUCUUUGUUAAAACCUGGAGGAUAUCUUGUAAUGACUGAAUAUCUCAGAGCCUCCAAGUAUAUUGUGGGAGAUAAAAUAUUUUCUGUUCUUUCAGUGGAGGAAAACGUUAUCAAGAAAGCAAUGGCUGAUUGCGGAUGUGUUGUUGAGGAGUCUCAGAUAUUCACAAUCUGCAAAUCCUAUGGAGAGGUUUUCGAUAGUGAAGAUGUAUUUUGUGUAAAAGCUAAAAAAAUGUGA